ACGUUUCAGCGACUCUCAAAAUAUCGACGCCUAUCGUCUUCAACGCAUUCCGUUACACUCUUAUCACAGCAGACAUCAAUGGCGUUAGCCACCAAACCCCUCUCCUCUCUCUCUUCCCUCUCCUCAUUCUCCACCCCUCACCCCUUCCACAAACACAACUCAUACCUCGUUCUCCCCAAAUAUCACUCCCGCGCACUAUCCCCUUCCGUCACUUGCAAAUCCACCCCAACCGACGCCGCCGACUACCCGCUGUCAGAACUCGACGGCGCCGGAGCCGCCGCCCCAACCAGAGGCGACGUCUUCCUCCAAACCCAUCACUCCUCAGCCGCUUCCUCCGCCGUUCUCGCAGAAAUAAAGAAGAAGAAGAAGAAGAAGGAGAAGAACUUAGAGAAGGCUGCGAAAUCCUCUUCCUUGAAUAGUCCUAGCUGUUAUGGCUGCGGCGCCCCGUUGCAGAAAUCCGAACCCGAUGCUCCGGGUUAUGUCGAGCCCGACACGUAUAGUCUGAAGAAGAAACAUAGACAGCUACAAACAGUGAUAUGCGGGAGGUGCCGGCUUUUGUCGCACGGGCAUAUGAUCACCGCAGUUGGUGGCAAUGGAGGGUAUUCCGGUGGAAAACAGUUUGUCACUGCGGAGGAGCUUCGGGAGAAGCUCUCGCAUUUGCGCCAUGAGAAAACGCUCGUUGUGAAAUUGGUUGAUAUAGUGGACUUCAACGGCAGCUUCUUGGCUCGUGUGCGUGAUCAUGUUGGUGCGAAUCCAAUAAUACUUGUCGUGACAAAGGUUGAUCUUCUUCCAAAGGGAACUGAUUUUAAUUGUGUUGGUGAUUGGGUUGUGGAGGCAACAAUGAAGAAGAAAUUGAACGUACUGAGUGUACACUUGACAAGUUCGAAGUCUUUGGUGGGUGUUGCCGGAGUGAUCUCGGAAAUUCAGAAAGAGAAGAAGGGAAGGGAUGUCUACAUAUUGGGCUCAGCUAAUGUCGGAAAGUCGGCUUUCAUAAAUGCGUUACUAAAACUGUUAUCUUAUAAGGAUCCAGUUGCUGCUGCUGCGAGAAGAUAUAAACCAAUUCAAUCUGCUGUUCCUGGAACUACUUUGGGUCCAAUCCGAAUUGAAGCCUUCCUAAAUGGAGGGAACUUAUAUGAUACACCUGGAGUUCAUCUUCACCAUAGGCUAGCUGCUGUGAUCCAUUCAGAGGAUCUUCCUGUUCUUGCACCCCAAAGUCGACUGCGGGGUCAAACGUUUCCAAACACUUCUCUGAUAUUCGAUGACCCAUUGAUGGACCAAAUCAAAUCUAGCGGAUUGGUUGGUUUCUCAAUCUUUUGGGGAGGUCUUGUCCGGAUAGACAUCAUUAAGGCUCUCCCAGAAACCCAUUUGACAUUUUAUGGACCUAAGGCGCUUCAACUUCAUGUUGUACCUACUGAAAAAGCUGAUGAAUUUUACCAGAAAGAAGUCGGGGUCCUCUUGACUCCUCCAACUGAAAAACAGAAGGCAGACAGCUGGAUGGGUCUUGAAGUGAAACGCGAGUUGCAGUUAAAAUACCAUGAUGUCGAGAGGCCCGCCUGUGAUGUAGCUAUAUCAGGUCUCGGAUGGAUAUCCGUUGAACCAUCAUCCGUGUCAGAUGGAGUGGAAGCUGGUGGUGAGAUAGCUUUAGCAGUCCAUGUUCCUAAGCCUGUGGAGGUUUUUGUGCGGCCUCCUUUACCAGUUGGUGCUGCUGGAGGGAAAUGGUAUGAGUAUAGAGAGUUGACAGAAAUGGAACAGGAAGUAAGACCAAAAUGGUACUUCUGAAUCGCCUGUAAAUUGGAUAUACGUAUUGAUUGACAAGAUGGUAAAAGGCUUUGAAAACGAUGCACGAUGAGUGCAGAGGAAACAAGAAACUGCAUAUAUCUGCAGAUUUUUGCCCAAGCUCUGCGUUUCAUGUCCAAGAAGUGAACGUAUCAUGAUGUUCGAUGAGAAGAGGAUCCUAGGAAUUCUCUUAAUUUUGUAGAAUUGUGAAGCUAAUUUUUAGAUACUAGCAGAAA
This is a messenger RNA of Salvia miltiorrhiza (redroot sage), 2012 nucleotides long. RefSeq names its product putative nitric oxide synthase. The record is from RefSeq and is a predicted model, not a curated record. The transcript has 13 exons. NCBI's taxonomy places the organism in Eukaryota, Viridiplantae, Streptophyta, Magnoliopsida, Lamiales, Lamiaceae. Gene Ontology annotation, molecular function: GTPase activity; GTP binding. Bases 79 to 1779 code for a protein of 566 amino acids.